AUGGGUUCAUCGCAAAAGAAGUACCGCUCAUCAGCUGCCUUUCGACAUCCGCCCAUCACACCAGGUUCGUCUGGCUCGAAGACUCGCAAUGCAACUCGGGCAGCGAGCCGCGCAUCUACAAACCCAAGGAGCUCGUUCCCACUGCCAGCACCAUCGGCAACAAGACAGUUGCGAACGCCUUAUCAGACAACAGAUACUGCAAAUGAGGCACAGCAAUACGAUUCUGGCGAGGAUGAUUUGGGCCAUGUCAUUGCUGCCAUUGACCUGAAGGAUUACGGCACGGUGGGAUGUGCCUACUACUCUGCGGAGGAGGAGAAACUAUACCUGCUUGGAGACAGUCGGUCCGGAGGAAUGGAAGCAAUUGAUGCCUUGAUUCUUCAAAUCAAGCCUACGGUCAUUUUGACGCCCUCCCGAGUCGAGAUCCCCAGUGCACGGGGCCGAGAGCAGAGUCUGGCUCAUGACAAUGAUUCCUCGUCUUAUUUACCUUAUCAGGUGGACGUCCGCCCAAACCAAGAAUUCAGCUUCUCCAACGCUCAAAUCAGUUUGGUCGCCUUGGACAUGUCAUCGUCUCACGAGGAACGGAUCCGUUUUUUUGUCCCAAGUAGUGGCCUAACUGGCCCAGAGGAGGUCAAUCCUGAAGACAUGGGCUUCUCACUACAUGAGGGAAGACUUUUGCACGUAUCCAGCUCCGUCGAUAUGGAUAACCCAGUGUCGAUUGGAUGUGCGGGUGCUGUUCUUACCCAUCUACAAAGGCGUCGAGCGACAGCUACGCGAAUAGGGCCCCUGGAUGACUGUCCGUUCAAGGUUCAAUCUUUGGAGAUGUUCAGUCUCCAGGAUUCCAUGUGGAUCAGUAGCAACACGUUCUUGUCACUCCAGAUCAUACAAUCCGAGGCUCACCCAAACAUGUUCAAUCAGGGUCCCGGCACCAAAUCAGCCUCAGGAAAAGAGGGUCUCUCGGUAUAUGGCUUGUUUCAUCGAUUCGCAUACACCCCUCAAGGCAAAGCCAAACUCAAACAGAUCUUUUUCCGCCCAAGUCUGGACAUUUCCUCAAUCCGACAACGACAUGAUUUUAUUGGGGUCUUCUCCCGGCCCGAUAAUCUGGCGGCUCUGGAGAAGAUUACAAAGGGCCUAAAGAAUAUCAAGAAUCUUCGGCCAGUGAUGAUCAAUCUGCGGAAAGGGAUCAGUACUGGGAGUGCGAAGAUGACGGGAUUCAAAGCUACCGUGUGGGCAAGCUUGUUAGCUUUUGCAUUUUACUCAAUCGACAUUCAUGAUGCUCUUCGGGAGGUCUCGGGUGCCAACAUCUUGCCCUUGCAGACAAAGGCUCUCCAAGUGUUUGAGGCAGCACAACUCUAUCGCGUGGGACGGAUGAUCCAAGAGAUAGUCGACAUUGACAACUCAGAAGAGCAAGGCAGAACCGUCGUUAAGCAGGGUCUUGAUCGAGAGCUUGAUAGAAUGAAAGAUCGAUACGAUGGUCUGAACAGUCUUCUCAAAAAUGUCGCCAUCGACAUUGCCACGACGAUUCCGGAGCAGCUGGACAUCGAUGUGAACGUUAUCUACUUUCCGCAACUCGGAUUCAACAUCGCUAUCCCACUCAAUGAUCGAGGCCAGGCAGCCUACUCUGGUUCUGGUGAAGACUGGGAGCUGGUGUUCAUCACAGAGACGCGAGCGUAUUUCAAAGACUUUCGAAUGCGGGAGCUCGAUGACAAACUGGGAGAUAUCUAUGGGCUUAUAUGCGAGAAAGAGAUUGAGAUCGUUUACGAUAUGGCUCAGAGGAUUCUCCAAUAUGAGAACGUGCUCGUGGAGGCGUCCGAUGUCUGCGGAGAGCUCGACAGCCUCCUUGCUCUCACACAGGCAGCUAGCUUUUAUAAGUUGAGUCGACCACGAAUGGUACUCGAGAAUGUUGUCAGGAUCAAAGGAGGCCGUCACAUACUGCAAGAGUUGACGGUGUCUUCAUAUGUUCCAAACAAUUCUCUGCUCAUGGGUGGACGCCAAACCCAGGCAGACAAUUCAACUGCAUCGUCACAGGUGACCCCGGCUCCCAGCAUGCUAUUACUGACCGGUCCAAACUACUCUGGCAAAAGUGUUUACAUGAAGCAGGUUGCUCUUAUCGUCUAUCUGGCGCAGAUCGGGAGCUUUGUGCCUGCAGAGAGUGCAGAGUUGGGAAUCACCGAUAAGAUCCUGACGAAGAUCAAUACCCAGGAAAGUGUGUCAAAGAUACAAAGUACCUUCAUGAGCGAUCUGCAGCAAAUCUCACUUUGCCUGAGACAAGUGACUGGCCGAAGCCUGGUCCUCAUUGAUGAGUUCGGGAAAGGAACAAAUGAGAGCGAUGGUAUUGGACUCGCUUGUGGUGUCCUCGAGCAUUUACUCAGUCUCGAGGACCCUCCAAAGGUGAUCGCAGCCACACACUUCCACGAGAUAUUCGAGAAUGACUUCCUCCCACUUCGACCUGAACUUCAACUGGGCCACAUGGAGGUUAAAGUCUGCGAGGAGUCACGAGAGGUGGAAGACCAGGUCACAUAUCUUUACAACUUUCGUCUUGGUCGAAGCAACAAGAGUUACGGCACUAUUUGCGCUGCAAUCAACGGAAUCGAUGCGGCUAUCGUUGCUCGCGCGAAUGAGAUUGCAUUACUAGCAGCCCGAGGCGAGAACUUGAUCGCUGCAUGUGCAGUUUUAUCCCCCGAGGAGAUUCAGAACCUUCAAGAAGCGAAUCUCCUCGCCAGAAAUUUCCUGGAGCUCGACCUCUCGAAAGAUGACGAAUCGGGACAAGAUACCAAAACAGCACUCGAGGCAUUAUUUAUGACGCCGGCGUGA
Penicillium cataractarum is the source of this 2811-nucleotide messenger RNA. RefSeq names its product MutS family protein MSH5. Lineage: Eukaryota; Fungi; Ascomycota; Eurotiomycetes; Eurotiales; Aspergillaceae. Gene Ontology annotation, biological process: chiasma assembly; mismatch repair. The transcript is spliced from 17 exons. Gene Ontology annotation, molecular function: mismatched DNA binding; ATP binding; ATP-dependent DNA damage sensor activity. Gene Ontology annotation, cellular component: nucleus. The record is from RefSeq and is a predicted model, not a curated record. Bases 1 to 2811 code for a protein of 936 amino acids.